AGUUAAACAUCUGGAGUUGUUUUACUCCACUCAGUCUUUCACAAACUUGGUGAAGCUGAUGAAGAGCAAAGACAAUAAAAUGUCCUUCAUUGAAGUGGAUGCAGAUUGUGAUUUCUCUUUCCAGAACCUUCCUUAUGGAGUUUUCUCCACGGCUAAUAAUCCCAAACACAGAAUCGGUGUUGCAAUUGGGAAAGAGAUUCUGGACCUGAGUGUUAUAACAUCUCUGUUUGUGGGACCUGUGAUGUCCAGACACCAGGAUGUUUUUGACCAGCCCACACUGAAUGCUUUCAUGGCUCUUGGCUAUGAGGCCUGGAAGGAGACUCGGAGGACUUUACAAGCGUUGCUGUCGGUAAACAACAGCACCCUGAGGGAUGACGUCAGCCUACGGACAAGGGCUUUCGUUCAUCAAAGUGAUGCCACCAUGCACCUUCCUGCAGACAUCGGAGAUUACACUGAUUUCUACUCAUCCAGAGAUCACGCGACAAAUGUUGGCACCAUGUUCCGAGGGAAGGAGAACGCUUUGAUGCCAAACUGGUUGAGACUUCCAGUGGGAUACCACGGCAGAGCGUCAUCGGUUGUAGUUUCAGGAACCCCCAUUCGCCGCCCAAGGGGCCAGAUGAGACCAGAUCAGACAAAGCCUCCGGUCUUCGGCCCUUCCAAGCAGCUGGACAUCGAGCUAGAGAUGGCCUUCUUUGUCGGGGGAGAAAACCACCUGGGGGAGCCCAUUCCCAUUCACAAAGCCCAUGAGCACAUCUUUGGGAUGGUUCUCAUGAAUGACUGGAGUGCCAGAGAUAUUCAGGCUUGGGAAUAUGUUCCCCUUGGGCCUUUCCUUGGGAAGAACUUUGGGACCACCAUCUCACCGUGGGUUGUGCCAAUGGAGGCACUCUUACCUUUUGUAGAGCCAAACCCAAUCCAGGAUCCGGAACCACUUCCAUACCUCCAACAUCAGGAUGCGUACACCUUCAACAUUAAUCUGUUUGUGUCACUGAAAGGAAAGGACAUGGCAAGUGCUGUAAACAUCUGCAGUUCCAACUUCAGGUACAUGUACUGGACCAUGAAGCAGCAGCUGGCCCAUCAUACAGUCAAUGGCUGCAACGUCAGACCAGGGGACCUGCUGGCCUCUGGGACCAUCAGUGGGCCUAACCCAGAGAGCUUUGGCUCCAUGCUGGAAUUGUCCUGGAGAGGAUCUAAGACCAUUGAUCUGGGAGGAGGAAACUCUAGAACGUUUUUGAAUGAUGGAGAUGACAUCACAAUCACAGGUUACUGUGAAGGGAACGGAUCCAGGGUUGGUUUUGGAUCCUGCCAGGGAACCAUCGUCCCAGCUCUGCAACCUUGAGCAGAUCUAUCAGAACUGGAUGGAAGACUUCACUCACACAUCAACAUCUUCAUCACAAACACGGAAGGAAAUAAAGUCGUUUACAACAAA
This is a messenger RNA of Nothobranchius furzeri (turquoise killifish), 1426 nucleotides long. It is a transcript of the gene fah, whose product is annotated as fumarylacetoacetate hydrolase (fumarylacetoacetase). Gene Ontology annotation, molecular function: fumarylacetoacetase activity. The record is from RefSeq and is a predicted model, not a curated record. Gene Ontology annotation, biological process: L-tyrosine catabolic process; homogentisate catabolic process; L-phenylalanine catabolic process. NCBI's taxonomy places the organism in Eukaryota, Metazoa, Chordata, Actinopteri, Cyprinodontiformes, Nothobranchiidae.